AUGCUCAAAGGUUUAGAGGAAAUAAAGACAAAUCUUUUUUGUGGAAAUCAACAUGUUGACAGAGUGGUUGAGCAAACUAAUUCUGCUACACCAAUUGUAACUGGAGUUAAAAGAAAGGCUACAGUUGGACGCCCACGCAAUCGAUUGAAGGACCCCCUUGAACGAAAAAGACAGAAAACAUCAACAAAAGCUUCUGCAAGACGACAAAUAACAAUUCAGAAACAAGUACAUAUUGAUGCUUUUUCACAAGACCAAGAAUUGGGAAGUUGA
Messenger RNA from Prunus armeniaca (apricot), 270 nucleotides. The record is from the annotation of a GenBank genome assembly. Lineage: Eukaryota; Viridiplantae; Streptophyta; Magnoliopsida; Rosales; Rosaceae.